AUGUCAUGUGAUACAGGAAAACACUUUUGUGUAUGCCAUCCUACUCAUAUGGGUGUGAAUUGCAAUACUACACGUGAUCCAUGCUUAGAAUUGGCAUCAGGUGUCAAUAUUCCAGGCAACGUGGCAUGUAACAUUGCUAAUGGGGGUGUUUGCAUCGGAACUUCAGGGACAAAUACAUAUCACUGCGAGUGUCCGGAAUCGCUUACAAGUGAUCCAGCUUAUCUUUUUCCGAAUUGUUUGCAAUUUAAAGAUCGAUGUGUUAGUACAAUAUGUAUUCGUGGUGAUUGUGUCAGCUCAAAAAAUGGACAAGAAACUUAUUGUAUUUGUCCAGAAGAAGCCUAUGGAAAAUAUUGUGAAUUUAUACGUGGUCAAUGGGCUGAAUGGUCACCAUGGUCUGAAUGUUCACCCAACUGUGGACUUGACUAUCAUCGAAGACGUGUACGUACACGUGAUUGUUUAGGUGAAGCGUGCAAUGGAGGAUUAGGACAUUUUCAUAUGGAAUUAUGCGAUAUACUUCCUUGUCCAGAUGAAAUAUUACAAUUAAACAGAAAAGGUUUACUCGAGGAAGGAUAUGAAUUGAAAUUACAAAUGUUACAAGCACAAGCAGCACGUUAUGUAAGAAUGUCAGGUGCAAUCGCUGAAUGCUUGCUGCUCAUAACUUGUAUUUUCUCCGCUGUUUCAGUUACAGCUAUGGUAUUAGCUGUACACUGUUUAUAG
Molecule: messenger RNA, 717 nt
Organism: Heterobilharzia americana
Lineage: Eukaryota; Metazoa; Platyhelminthes; Trematoda; Strigeidida; Schistosomatidae
Source: the annotation of a GenBank genome assembly